AUUUAAGUGACUUUCUAGCAUGGACACUGUUGCUAGCCAUAGUUGUCAUCUUCUCCAGCAGCUACAUGAACAGCGCAUUCAGGGUCUUCUCUGUGACUGCAUGCUGGUGGUAAAAGGUGUCUGCUUCAAAGCACACAAAAACGUGUUAGCUGCUUUCAGUCAAUAUUUCAGGACCCUUUUCCAGAAUUCUACAGGCCAGAAGAACGACGUCUUUCACUUGGACAUUAAAAAUGUAGGUGGGAUAGGCCAGAUCUUGGACUUCAUGUACACUUCUCACCUGGAUCUUAGCCAGGACAAUGUGCAAGCUAUGUUAGAUAUUGCUCAGUGUCUCCAAGUGCAAAAUGUGCUGAACAUUUGCCACACCUUUUUAAAAUCUUCUACAGCUAUAGAGCCAACAGCCAGCAUGCCUUGUAAUAGCGUCUUUUCGCUGCAGAGUACUUUGACUGCAGAUACCAGCUGUGCCAAUGACAGUUAUGGAACAAACCUACUGCAUGAAUGCUCAUCUGACACACAAGCUAAUAAAGUCUUGGCUGACCACCCUUCUCACGCAUCGCAGCCUGUUAAUCUUCACGCGCCCUCAGGUGAUGUACAGAAACAGCCACAAGACUCCUUAGAUGGCAGCUGCACAGAACUUCCAUUUAAACAACCAAAUUACUAUUAUAAACUACGCAACUUUUACAGUAAACAGUUCUAUAAGCAAAAUGCUUGCUCUAAUCCUGAGAGAGGAGCAGAACAAUCCUUUUCUUACAAUGCACCUACAGAAAUAAGUGCAGUAGAGAAUAAUUCCUGUCCUGUCAGUCACCCUGAGUGUAUUCUGGAAACCUCUGAUCAUUUACCCUCAAACUUCCUGGUUCAGUCCUUGAAUGAAUCUGCGCCAGACCAAGAUGCAGAAAGCACGCUUAUGCAACCCACCAAACAGAUGCGGUUGAAAAAGGCAAUACACCUCAAAAAGUUAAAUUUUCUAAGAUCUCAGAAGCCUGCAGAGCAGCCACCUGAGCCUAAAAGAGAUGACAGUAGAAUAACGGGAGUAAUUGAAUCUGUAAAUGAAAGUACCAUGGACAUGACAAACAGAGUUACUGAAGAAAAAGAAGCUGAAGAUCUAGUGAAUUCUGAGAAUUUUGAACAACCUGUUGAAAUUGAAAGAUCUCAGGGUGCUUUGGAACAAGAAGGGCAGUCACAGACUCUUCAGUCGCAGAGGCAAUAUACCUGUGAAUUAUGUGGGAAGGCAUUCAAACAUCCGAGCAAUUUGGAGCUCCAUAAAAGGUCUCAUACAG
Molecule: messenger RNA, 1274 nt
Organism: Eurypyga helias (sunbittern)
Lineage: Eukaryota; Metazoa; Chordata; Aves; Eurypygiformes; Eurypygidae
Gene: ZBTB49
Product: zinc finger and BTB domain containing 49
Exons: 2
Biological process (GO): regulation of transcription by RNA polymerase II
Molecular function (GO): RNA polymerase II cis-regulatory region sequence-specific DNA binding; protein binding; DNA-binding transcription factor activity, RNA polymerase II-specific
Source: RefSeq, a predicted model, not a curated record